Molecule: messenger RNA, 1614 nt
Organism: Capronia epimyces CBS 606.96
Lineage: Eukaryota; Fungi; Ascomycota; Eurotiomycetes; Chaetothyriales; Herpotrichiellaceae
Exons: 5
Coding region: 1-1614 (537 amino acids)
Biological process (GO): amino acid transmembrane transport
Cellular component (GO): membrane
Molecular function (GO): amino acid transmembrane transporter activity
Source: RefSeq, a predicted model, not a curated record
AUGAUCACCACCGAUCCGGCCACCAAGAUGGUCAAGGUGGACGAGUCCGCUCGCUCUGAGGAUACCGAGAAUGGGUCAAUUGUGCAUGCUCCUCACCAGAUGAAGAGACACCUCUCGCGGCGCCACAUCAACAUGAUCGGUCUGGCAGGAAUGAUUGGCACUGGCUUGUUUCUUGCAUCAGGCUCUGCUCUCGCCGUGGCAGGUCCUCUCGGCGCACUCCUGGGAUACCUCCUGAUGAGUGCCCUCACCGCGUCGGUGUCCUUGAGCUUGGGAGAGAUUUCGGCCUUCAUGCCGGUCACUGGUGGCUUUGUGCGACACGCUUCCAAGUUCAUCCAGCCGGCCAUCGGAGCGGCUACAGGCUGGAACUACUGGUAUCUGAUGGCUAUCACGGGUCCGGCCGAGCUCAGCGCUGCCGCAACGCUCAUCAACUUCUGGCACCCAGGCGUCAACGCGGCAGUGUGGUACACCGUCUUCAUCAUCCCCAUCGUGCUCAUGAGUUACUGCGGGGUUCGAGUCUAUGGCGAAUCCGAGGUGUUUUUUUCCAUCAUCAAGAUCAUACUCAUCAUAGGACUCAUUAUCGGCGGCCUCGUCGUCGAUUUGGGCGGCUCCCCCACCCAUGAUAGGAUCGGCUUCAGGUACUGGAAGGACCCCGGCCCAUUCAACGCCCACCUGGUCCCCGGCAAUACUGGGAAGUUCUUGGGUUUCCUGAGCACCCUGAUCUCGGCGGCCUACGCAUUCUGCAAUAUCCAGGUGGUGGCGUUGACGGGUGCCGAGACUAAGAACCCACGGAAGCUCAUUCCGGAGGCCAUGAAGAUGACAUUCUGGCGGAUCAUCCUCUUCUAUGUCCUCAGCAUCUUCAUCGUUGGCAUGCUUGUACCCUAUAACGACCCGAAUCUUGGGAAUUCGAGCGGCACAGCACAGCAGAGCCCCUUUGUCAUCGCAUUCGAGAAAGUCGGCAUCCGAGUCCUUCCAUCCGUCAUCAACGCCGCACUCAUCACCUCGGCGUUCAGCUGCGGCGCGGCGGUCACGUUCCUCGCCUCGCGUGUCCUAUACGGGCUCGCAGAGGAAGGCCAAGCGCCCCGAGCACUUCUCAAGAUCAAUCGCUUCGGCGCGCCUUACGUCGCCGUGUCCGCCUCCGUUCUCUUCCUGCCUUUGGUGUACCUCAGCUUGGGCAGCAACUCGUCCGUGGUGUUCGGGUGGUUUGUCAAUAUUGCCACCGUGGCCGCCCUGAUCGCCUGGCUCAUCAUGCAAAUCACAUAUCUGCGCUUCUUCUACGCGAUGAAGGUCCAGGGUAUUAGUCGAGAUCGUCUACCAUAUAAGAGCCCCUUCCAGCCAUAUAUGGCCUGGACGACAAUGUCUGUGCUGGCCAUCAUCAUUCUCAUCUCAGGCUACAGCGUCUUCAUCCACGGCAACUGGAAUACGAAUAACUUCCUGGUCUCGUACAUCGGCAUUCCCAUCUUCUUAGUUCUUUGGCUCGGCGCCUGGCUUUUCAUCAACCGGGCUGCCAUCCCCCCGCUGAGGGAUGUUGAUUUGUCAGAAAUGCAGAUCAUUGAGAGGGAAAGGGAGGUGCAGCCGGAGGAGAAGGCGUUGCCGUGGUAUAGAGUUCUGAUCUGA